AAAAUGUGUACUCCGUUCAGUUGGAGGUGCUGGUGUACUAACGCUGGUUUGCCACGACGUGAAGAAGAAUGGUUGUGAAGAUGGACGCUGAGGUGUUGUUGUUUUUGGUCUCUGAGAAUAAAGAAUUGUUUGACAAAAACCACAGCGAGUACAAAAAUACCAAGCGGAAAGAAGUACUUUGGCAGGGAAUUGCGGACAAAAUGGGUGUCGACGUUGAGGAGGUUAAAGCAAAAUGGAAAAAUCUCAGAGAUACAUACACGAGAAAGAAGCGACUGGAGCAGGAUGGUGGUCGGAAUGGACGGGCUAGUAAGAAAAAGAAACAGUGGAAAUAUAUGAGAGUGAUGGAUUUUCUCGACACAUCUACUACAGAACACAGAAGUGUUUUAUUGAACACCAUCCCCAACAAAAUUGAAGAUGAUGAGCCAGAUGAAGACAGCGGGGUCGAACCAGCCAGCACCAGCACAGGGACAUCCAUGUCGAGUCCAGGAGUCCAGUCCAGUGCUGUAAAACGAAGACAUUCAGGAACACUUGACCUGUUAGAGAGGUAUUUGGUAACCAAAGACGCUAAGGACAAAGAAGAACAACAGCACGAUGAGGUCGAUUUAUUUCUUCGUAGUUUAGCACCUGCGUUGAGGCGCUUGCCUGCUUCAAAACAGUCCUUGGUAAAGCUUCAGAUCCAAAAAAUACUUCACGAUGCAGAGUUUGGCCAACCCAGCUUUCCACAGAUAUCAUCGGUUUCACCAAGUAAUCAGUUGUUACUACAGUGUAGUGUUGUGAAACCCAGUUGAGUUUUUUUAUUUUAUUACAAAUAAAUAACUUCUAAAGGAU
This is a messenger RNA of Misgurnus anguillicaudatus (oriental weatherfish), 828 nucleotides long. RefSeq lists its product as uncharacterized. Gene Ontology annotation, molecular function: DNA binding. Lineage: Eukaryota; Metazoa; Chordata; Actinopteri; Cypriniformes; Cobitidae. Gene Ontology annotation, biological process: regulation of transcription by RNA polymerase II. The record is from RefSeq and is a predicted model, not a curated record. Gene Ontology annotation, cellular component: nucleus; transcription regulator complex.